Messenger RNA from Penicillium canariense, 831 nucleotides. Its product is annotated as phytanoyl-CoA dioxygenase family protein. The transcript is spliced from 3 exons. The coding region runs from base 1 to 831 and encodes 276 amino acids. The record is from RefSeq and is a predicted model, not a curated record. NCBI's taxonomy places the organism in Eukaryota, Fungi, Ascomycota, Eurotiomycetes, Eurotiales, Aspergillaceae.
AUGAACCCCCUUACCCCAGAGCAAGUGGCCUCCUACCACGAAAAUGGCUACCUUCUCCUGCUCGCCGAAGAGCACCAGCUGGUGGACCCGGUGGCGUUGAAGCAAUGGACAGAAGAAAUCAAAGCCUGGCCUCGUGUCAAGGGUAAGUGGAUGCCUUAUGAUGAGAUCAACAUCAACGGCGAGCGCCAACUCAUGCGCACCGAGCGGUUUAUCGACUUCCAUCCUCAGUACAAGGAGCUCGUGUGUGGCCAGAAGCUGGGUCAGAUCCUCAAGGCCGUCUCUGGCGAGGAUAUGCUCCUCUUUAAAGACAAGAUCAACUACAAGCAGCCCCACGGCAAUGGCUUCCAGGCUCACCUCGAUGCUCCGGCGUACGACCAUAUCGGCCGCAUCGAGCAUGUCACGGCUAACCUCGCCAUUGACGCCGCCACCAUUGAGAACGGGUGUCUCGAGGUCGUACCUGGGUCUCACCGUAUGGAAGUUGAAUUUGCCCAAGGCGGGCGUAUCAAACCCGAGUGGGAGCACGCCCAUGAAUGGGUCAUCAUUCCUCUGCAGCCGGGGGACUUGCUGAUCUUUGGCUCACACCUUGCGCACCGCUCUGCAGCAAACAGGACCGAGAAGAGCCGCUCAAGCCUCUAUGCUACUUUCCACUCGAAGAAGGAUGGUCUAGACUUGAGGGAAAAGUAUUACAAGCAUCGGAUGGAGAUGUUUCCUCCUGAGCAUGAGCGUGAGGAAGGCAAGGAUUAUUCACAAGGCUAUAAGACCUACGGAUUUGCGGCCCCUUUCACCAGGCUUGACCAGAAUGCUGCUCCUGCGGUUGGGGCAGAGCAUUAG